UUUCUCCUGAACUUUAUGCCUUUCACUUCUUUAUUUCCCCCAGUGUGGUGAAAAGUUGCAUCCUAGCUGUAGCCUCGAUUUAUUUCAUCUUUUAAUUAAUGAAAUCACAGUCGAUGAAAAUAUAUUUUAACGCCCUUCUGGUGAAUGAUCGAAUAUAGUUAAGAUCUGUCGCCUCUUUUCUCAUAUUUCAAACAGGUAAUUUCUUUUUAUUUCUAACUUUGCACUUUGGUCUAAAAAUUUUCUUUUGUAUUUAUUUAUAUUUAUGUACUGUGCGAAUAAUUAUUUGCUGUGUACAUUGUAACUGUACACUGUACAGAAGCAUCUAUUUAUAAUAGAAUGUACAAUGUUUUAGAUGGUCAUAGUACCUUUCAACAUACAGCCAAUGAAUCAUGGUUGAUAGUCUGUUCAGAGUUAACUAUCUCUAUCUAUAUAUAUAAGAUUAUAUUUAAUUUCUUAUUUUAACUUUCAUUGCGUGUGAAGCUUAACAUAUGGCCCAGUGGCUGAGUGUCUUUUGUAUCACAGCAUGCUAUUGUCAGUUAUUGUUGGCCGGUGUUUUUAUGUUAUUUCUUUACAAUUGUUGGUCUCGACAAUCUUCUUUGGCUGUGUUGCUUCACAAUAAAAAUGUAGUAAUAAUAAUAAUAAUAACUGAAACUUGGAUGAGUAAAAUUCUGAAAACUCUUUAACAAUAGAAGUCGAAUAGACUGACAAAGUCUUUUAUAUAUAAAUAGCCGAAAAAAAAAACAUUCUUUCUUUUUCACACUUUUAUAUCUCCUUACAUGCAUACUCAUAUACAGGUAUGCCCACCCACCCACUCAUCCACGCGCGCGCACACACCAACAUCAGUUUGUUGCAAAAUACUGUUUGUAUCAGACGAACACUGACUAUAGUCCUAUCUGUCGAGGACGAUGGGAGCGACGAAGGGACAGAGUUUUUCGUCUGACCGCUUGGACGGUUCCUCCUAACGACCACCCACUCGGAGGACAAUGGGAACGCAGAGUCUCGGUUACCGCCCCUUGCCGGAAGCAGUCCGUUAAUGACGUUAUUAGCUCGCUUGCCUGCCCGCUCCAGAUGAUACUCUUCCCUCCGCCGGCCGUCGAUCGCGCAACAAAGAAUCUCAGCAAGUUUCGUCGUUUUAAAUCCUGGGGCGGGGUAGGACGACCACAGUUGGAGAUUGAGCGAGUCAGUCUGGGUGGACUCAAGUCUCAUGCUCGCGAAACACAUGUCAACUGAGAAAAUUCCUAUCCAAACUUUCGAUGUGAUUUACCCACAGAAUAAAACUUAAGUAUAUCUGUGAAAAUUUAUUUUCAAUAAAAAUAUUUCUGAUAAUGAAAAGCGCUUGUGAGUCUAGUUGGUCACAAUAUGCACUAACGUGUUUAAGUGUUGUCAACCGUCAAGCAGGUGACAAUCAGGUAUGUCAAAUGUGUGUGUAUUUAGUAACAUCAUCAAAUUUUAUUUUUUUUUUUUCGACUUAUUUUGUACAGAUUGUCUUCUCUUUAUGCAUGCAGAGUUACCUGCUCAUGGCAGACAGCAUCUCCAAAGGCAUAGAGCAAGGACUCUCAGAAUGCCAGCAUCAGUUUCGCUGGGACCGCUGGGAUUGCACUGACCGAAACAUUAUGCAGGUAGUGCACAGCAGCAGAACUGAAGCCAAUCGCGAGACAGCGGUGGUGCGAGCACUAGUCAUAUCGGGGGUCAUGCACGUGGUCACGCUAAACUGCAGCACCGGAGCUCUGGACACCUGUACCUGCGACACCGAUCAUGGGCAAACACAGACAGGUCAGCAGUGGAACUGGAAGGGCUGCAAGGACGCAGGAGCCACGCACGGUGAACACGUGACCAGAGUUCUCUUCGACGAGGCCGUUGAGGAGCAGACGCGCGCGCAGCGGUCAACUUGCACAACAACCAGGUCGGCAGGACAGCAAUAUGGCGCACGAUGGAGAUACGCUGCAAGUGUCAUGGCGUCUCCGGCAGCUGCUCGCUGCGCACGUGCUGGCACCGCCUCCCGACUUCCGCAGCGUCGGCCACUUCCUGAAGCGCCGCUACGACCGUGCUGUGCACGCAGACUUCCAGGACGGGCAGCUUCGCCAUGGCAACGAGGCGCGACGUCACGGCCCGUCACUUAUUUCCUCCAAGGACCUCGUCUACCUCCUGCCGUCCCCGGACUACUGUGCCCCCAGGGUAGGGUCAGGGCACGCGGCCAGCACGGAGGGGCGCGAGUGCUCGCGACCCCACAAGACGGCGCGGGUCAAAGCCAGUCGCGCGGAGAAGCGCAGCUGCAGGACGCUGUGCACGGAGUGUGGGCUGAAGGUGCGCAGGUACAUGGUGGAGGUGAUGGCCAGGUGCAACUGCAAGUUCUACUGGUGCUGUACUGUCAAGUGCAAAGAGUGCACGGAGGUGGUGGACAGGUAUUACUGUCAGAGGUGAUAGUUCGAGAAAUACUUAAUAAACUCGGUAAUAAAGAAGAAAGACUGUUUCCAAUUAUAUCAACAGAAGGCGUCCAGUAUGGAGAAAAACUUGUGACUUCACUGGGUUUUUCUUUAAACAUUUUGUGUAGAGAUUGAUAUAAAUGACAAUUAACUAUCAAAUAAAUUCAGCAACUUCCCCACUAGGAAAAUAGUUUAUAUUUUAAUCAGUUCCCUAUUUACAUAUUACGCUGACAUUUUCUCCUUUCAUUAUUCUUCAAAACGAAAUAUCAGUAGAAGGAAAUGCGUGAAAGUGCCAUCAAAAUAUAUACAAUCUUCCAUGGAAACGUUUAAAGAUUUUUAGACUGGAAUCGCUCUUACUUUUGAUUUUGUAUUGUUAUUUUAUUAAAGUUCAUUUUCCUUUUAA
Messenger RNA from Pomacea canaliculata, 2826 nucleotides. RefSeq lists its product as uncharacterized. Gene Ontology annotation, biological process: canonical Wnt signaling pathway; neuron differentiation; cell fate commitment. The coding region runs from base 1326 to 2558 and encodes 410 amino acids. Gene Ontology annotation, cellular component: extracellular region. Lineage: Eukaryota; Metazoa; Mollusca; Gastropoda; Architaenioglossa; Ampullariidae. Gene Ontology annotation, molecular function: cytokine activity; frizzled binding. The transcript has 4 exons. The record is from RefSeq and is a predicted model, not a curated record.